Molecule: messenger RNA, 1200 nt
Organism: Gryllus bimaculatus (two-spotted cricket)
Lineage: Eukaryota; Metazoa; Arthropoda; Insecta; Orthoptera; Gryllidae
Source: the annotation of a GenBank genome assembly
UUAUGAUAUUAAUGUUAGAUUAGUGUAUGGGUUGCAAGUAAUUGGGAAAGGUACUACUGCGGCAAAUGUUUUGUGUGGUAUAUUGAACUUGCCAACACCUCCAACAAGAUUUGGAAAUUGUAAUAAAGUCAUUGGGGACAAAGUAGAAGAUGUGUCAUUGAUGUCAAUUAAAAGUGCAGUGCAGAGAGAAAAGAAGAAAUUUCAAAAGGAAGUUGGAAGAUUCAUUUCGUGAAAAUGAAGGAGAACCCAGUUAUGGAGCUGGAAUGCACUAAACAUUUCAACGGCUGUUUUCCUAUGGUAUGGCAGAGCAGAGCAGGGCAGUGCAGGGCAGAGCAGAGCAGAGAAGAGCAGGGCAGAGUAGGGCAGAGCAGGGCAGAGCAGGGCAGUUCAGAGAACAGCGCAGCUGAGCACAGCACAGCACAGCAGAGCAGUGCAAUGCAAGGCAGGGCAGGGAAGGGCAGGACAGGGCAAAGCACGCGGAGGACAGGGAAGGACAGGACCCAACAUAGCAUGGCAGUGCAGAGCAGUGCAUGGCAGAUCGGAGCCAAAGCACGGAGGAGAAUGGCAAGGCAAGGCCGAGGAGCGCAUGACAGAUCAAAGCAGAUCAGAGCAGGGCAAUGCUGGACAGGCCAGAGCAAGGCAGGGCAGAGCGAAGCAGGGACGGGCAGGGAAGCCGGGGGCCACAGCAGGGCAGGCCGCAAGGCCGAACGGCCAAACAACGCACUGCCGCAGCCCAGCCCGAGCCCAGCCCCACCCCGUGCCCCGCCCCCUGAUUUUCUGUCGCGUCUUUCACCGGCUUCGCACCUGCCUUUGUGCCGGCACGUGACGGCGCAUCGCCAGCAGUGGCGGCCGAGGCGCUGCACCUGCCGGCCGCCGGGGGCGCUGGCGGCGCGGUCGGCAGCUGGAGCGGCGCCCGCUCCCUCCUUCCCACACCGCACCCCCCCACCCACCCACCCCACCCCCACGCCCCCCCACCCACCACCCCCCUCCACGCCCGCCCCACACCUCACCCCGCUGCCGGCCGCUGAGGGCGCGGAAACCAACGAGCGGCAAAUAGGCAGCGACGUAAAUCGGGAGAAACGCAGCGCCACGAGGGGGGGCUCCGUUCCCCCUCGCCCUCUUUGGAGCCGCGCGGCGCCCCCUCCCGCCGCGCCCCGCGCGGCCCCGCCGCCAGCCCCUCCCCCGUUCCAAAAAGGCUAA